AUGGCCACCGAUCCCUCCCUGCAAGAUCCUCUCCUCUCGCUCCGUCGCGCCAUCGCAGCCGGCAACCUCCCCACGCCAACAACCUCCAGCGACCUCUCCGACCAAAAUGCGACCGACGACCUUGCAAAAGCCACCCAUCUCUACUUCCAACAUCCCCUCCCUCAAACAAUCCCCCUCACAACACCCACCCGCUUCGUCUCCAGCUCCUCCGACUCCGCCGUCGACCUCCGCAGUAUCUUCUUCGCGUGGCAGAAGAAAGAUGUCGCCAUUCCAGAGUACAUUGCCUCGGCGCAGGAGCUUAACGAGUCGCUGAAGCAAAAGGAGCGCAAGGAAGGCGAGGAAGAGGAGAAAGUUCAGAACUUGGUUUUCGUCGAGCGCUUGGAUCUUCUGACUUGGCUGGAGGGCGCGUCUGAUGAGAGUGAAUACAUCAAGCCGUUAGAGGGUGCGGCUGCUGCGGCCGCGGCUGCGGCUUCCGCUGCUGCUCAGGCGCAGGCGUCGGCAAAUAUUGCUUCGGGGGCUGCUGGUGGAGUUUCUGCUGUGCCGAGUGGUGCUCCUGGGGGUGGUGCUGCUGCUGCGCAGACUCAGCAGGGUAGGGCGGCCAAGGUCAUUGAUCCUAGGUUGCAGGAGAUUUAUAACGGAGAGCGGAAGAUGGGGGAUCGGAAUAGUGUGCUACGGGGAAUCAAGCCGACGGACUUCUCUCACGUCCGCAAAACCGCCGAAUCUAUGCUUGGACGCAACCGCUCCCGGCCGGGACAAUACCCUGCUGGCGUGAAAGCCGGCAGCAAGCCGCAAUCCAUGGUGGUGCCGUCUCCAUCGGCCGGCCUGUCCCAGCCACGCAAGGCAAGCAAGACGCAAGACCCCAUCAUUCUCCUCUCGCCCUCGGCCUCAUCGCUCAUCCGCAUGUCCAACGUGCGCUCCUUCCUGCAGGAUGGUGUCUUCAUCCCUCCCGAUCACCCUACUCUUUCGAUGUCCAACUCCAAUAUCCUCUACAUCUCUCGUCCGCUGCGCAUGCACUCGGACCCGUCCAGCUCCUCUCUUCGUCCUGGCGGUGGCAGCUCCUCGCAAGUCACGUCCCGCAAACCUACACGCUUCAUCCUUGUCGAUAGCACGGCCAACUUCCGUCCGGAUUACUGGCAGCGUCUGGUUGCCGUAUUCACGACGGGUCAGACCUGGCAGUUCAAGUCAUACAAGUGGUCUUCGCCACCGGAGCUCUUCAAGCAUGCCACAGGUGUCUAUGUCGGAUGGCGCGGAGAGGAUAUUCCUCGUGAAGUGAAGAGCUGGGGCAGAGGAGUGCAGAGCUACGCGGUCGAGCGCUGGGACGAGAAGGGAGGAGCCCACGGGGCGGGCCGGUGGCGUGAUCGGGAAGUGGUCGAAGGGAUCUGGACAGCGAUCGAAGAGGGAAUGAGACUGCGAGGCUGGGGAUCAAAGUAG
Messenger RNA from Aspergillus welwitschiae, 1431 nucleotides. Its product is annotated as CDC73 C-terminal domain-containing protein. The record is from RefSeq and is a predicted model, not a curated record. Gene Ontology annotation, cellular component: Cdc73/Paf1 complex. Gene Ontology annotation, biological process: transcription elongation by RNA polymerase II; positive regulation of transcription elongation by RNA polymerase II. The coding region runs from base 1 to 1431 and encodes 476 amino acids. The transcript is spliced from 2 exons. Lineage: Eukaryota; Fungi; Ascomycota; Eurotiomycetes; Eurotiales; Aspergillaceae. Gene Ontology annotation, molecular function: RNA polymerase II complex binding.